Molecule: messenger RNA, 1031 nt
Organism: Aphis gossypii (cotton aphid)
Lineage: Eukaryota; Metazoa; Arthropoda; Insecta; Hemiptera; Aphididae
Product: 33 kDa inner dynein arm light chain, axonemal-like
Exons: 5
Coding region: 187-948 (253 amino acids)
Cellular component (GO): filopodium; axoneme
Molecular function (GO): dynein heavy chain binding
Source: RefSeq, a predicted model, not a curated record
AAACCAAUUUCCUUGUUUAUUGCAAAUUACAUAGACAUAACGUUUAUUUUUUUCACAUAAUAUUUAUAUAAUUUAUAAGAAAAAUCAACAUUUUUGUUUAAAAAAUAAAAUAAUAUUUUAUUCUUUGCAAUUAUAGGUACUAGGCAAGGAUAGAUUAUUAAUUCCCUAGUAGUUGAAGGUAUUGAAAUGAGUGUUGAUGAAAAUGUAUUAUUACUUCAAUCCAAAGUUAAUUUGGUACAAUAUGAAAAACCGAUAUUGAUAGCUAAUAAUAACCAAACUAAACAGGAAAAAAGUUCUGUUAAGAAUUAUGCUCAUUCAAUGGAAUCGGGUGAUGAUGGCGAAGAAUGCGAACGACAGAGUUGUGAUGACGUUUUGAAUAGCAUAUUACCGCCUAGAGAAUGGGAAAAGGACGGUAAAACGUUUCGUCAAUGUAUAUCCAAUAAACCAGCUACCGAAUUAAAUGUGAAAAAACUCAGUGAGAAGUUCGAUACAUAUUUGAGACAAUAUAAUGCUAAAGAAGUUGGGAUUUGCCCGAUUAAGCAGGAAUUAUACGGCCAAUGUUUCGAUGAAGUCAUUAGACAAGUAACGUUAAAUUGUACAGAACGGGGUCACAUGUUGAUUCAGAUUCGGAACGAAAUUCAGAUGACCAUUGAUGCCUAUAAAGAACUGUACGAAAGCGUAUUAGCUAAUGGAAUUCGAAAGUUAUUAAGGCGGGAACACAAAAAAUCCGAUUUAUCGAUAAAAGCGAAAAAGCUGAUUACUGAAAACGAAAAUUUAGAGAUCGAGCUGGCCGAAAUUAAUUUGAUGACAGAGAAACUUGAACGAGACGCGGCCGAACAGCGCGAUGCAGCGAUCAAACGCCAAGCCGAAGAGAUAGCAUCUUUGAGAAAAUCCAAUCAAUUAAUUAAAAUUCAAUUAGAGUCAAUCAUUUCACCGAAAAGAGUAUAAAACUAAAACAGUUGUUGCAGUAACAUCACCUACCUACAUGGUGCAUGGCACAUGAUAAGUAUAUGGUGUGUAGAAGAACAAGA